CUGAGGAUGAAGAAUCUCCUCUUUGCCGUGCUCUUGGCUUGUGGGCUGCUGCCGGCUGACAGCAGCGUGCUGGAACUCGAGCGGCUGAUCAGGUCAGCCACGGGGAAGAGUGCCCUGUGGUCCUACAGCUGGUACGGCUGCUUCUGCGGCAUCGGGGGCAGAGGCACCCCGGUGGACUCCACCGAUCGCUGCUGCCAGGCACACGACUGCUGCUACAGGAGGCUGAGAGAGGGCAGAUGCAGACCCCUGAUCACUCCCUACCACUUCACCAGCGCCGACGGAGACAUCGUCUGCAGUAAAGAGCAGAGCUGGUGCAAGAGAGAGACCUGCCUGUGUGACAAGGAGGUGGCUUCCUGCUUUGCCAGCUCUCUGGAAUCCUACAACCAAUCCUACCGCUUCUACUUCAAGCUGAGGUGCCAAGGAAGCAAACUGCAGUGCUGA
Molecule: messenger RNA, 441 nt
Organism: Pogoniulus pusillus (Red-fronted tinkerbird)
Lineage: Eukaryota; Metazoa; Chordata; Aves; Piciformes; Lybiidae
Product: phospholipase A2, membrane associated-like
Exons: 4
Coding region: 7-441 (144 amino acids)
Biological process (GO): negative regulation of T cell proliferation; lipid catabolic process; arachidonate secretion
Molecular function (GO): phospholipid binding; calcium ion binding
Source: RefSeq, a predicted model, not a curated record